AUGGCGGACUUAGAAGCAGUUCUCGCCGAUGUGUCCUAUCUUAUGGCAAUGGAGAAGUCGAAAUCGUCAACAUCGUCGACGAAGAAUGGGCGUCGACUGACACUUCCUGAUAGAGACUCGGCACAUGUGAUUCGCCGCUAUCUGACAGAAAGAGAUCUCCUCCAGUUCCACAAGGUGUUUAAUGAAAGGCUCGGGUUUGAGCUUUUCGCCGCGUUUUGCAAAAGAAAGAAAUUUAAUCAAAAGGCGCAUUUUCAUGUGCCAAUGUUGUUCUACAGACAAAUUGAAGAAUUCAAAUCGUCGAAUAUCGAGCCAGAAGAUCGUCACAACCUGGCGAGGGAAAUAUAUGAUACAUUCGUCAAACGGGAGCUGAUUGAAAGGCAAAAAAGGCAGAGAGAAAAUGAUGGUUCGCCCGAUUGCAAUUACUCUCCUGCUGAAUCUCCUUCUACGAAAAGUCGCAAGUCACCAAUGAGUACUUCCCCACUUGAGCCCCCACCGUCACCAGGAAUCAAAACAAUUUCCGGUUUUGAGCAAUCUUCCCAAGAAGUCCGCCACAUCCUCGAAAACGAUGAUGUCAUCAUCGAGCCCACCGUCUUCGAUCCAUUCCACUGCGCGCUUCUUGACCUUUUCAAACGCACUGCUUGGCCGCUUUUUACCGAAUCACGCGAGUUUACCCGCUAUUGCCAAUGGAAAAAUAUAGGAUCGUUUUAUUAA
Molecule: messenger RNA, 711 nt
Organism: Oikopleura dioica
Lineage: Eukaryota; Metazoa; Chordata; Appendicularia; Copelata; Oikopleuridae
Source: the annotation of a GenBank genome assembly